Molecule: messenger RNA, 428 nt
Organism: Arabidopsis thaliana (thale cress)
Lineage: Eukaryota; Viridiplantae; Streptophyta; Magnoliopsida; Brassicales; Brassicaceae
Exons: 2
Coding region: 43-267 (74 amino acids)
Source: RefSeq, marked reviewed
AAACUUUUUCAGAGUCGGAGGUUUCAGACAGAGAGGAAGAAGAUGAAGCGGACGGUGAUGGACAACGCGAUUCGAUCAUCGGUGGUGGUGUUGGGAUCAUUGGCCUUUGGUUACUUGUCACUGGAGCUUGGUUACAAGCCUUUCCUUGAAAAGGCUGAACAAUACGAAAGAUCUCUUCAGUCUUCUCAACAACAUCAACAACAAGAUGAACAAGAAGAAGCGAGGUGGGACAAUAGCAAUGUCGAGGGGUGGGAGGAGAAAAGGUAGUCUUAUAAUCGGUUUCAAUACAGACAUAUCAAAGUGUGUAAGGAAGAAGAACCUUAUCAAAAUUUUCUUCUUAAUCAACCGUAAGUUCAAUCUGUUAACUAUCAACCAUGGCCUGUUUUUAUCAAUCACUCAAAAUCAUAUCUCAGUAUAGUACCGAUUGC